AAACAAUAGAAGAAUAUAAAAGCUGGAAUAUUUUCGCGAUGCUCGUCAGUUUUAUUUGGUGAAGGGAUACAGCCGGAGGCCUCAAAUAAAGAAGCUUUAAAAUCUCUCAGCGAGUAAUCAUGUUGGACUUCUACUAUAUGCUCUACUCGGCACCUUGCCGUUCCAUCCUGAUGACGGCCCGUGCCCUGGGAUUGGAGCUGAACAAGAAGCAGGUGGAUCUGGAUGCCGGCGAGCAUCUGAAGCCGGAGUUUGUGAAGAUCAAUCCUCAGCAUACGAUUCCCACGCUGGUGGACGAUGGAUUCGCCAUCUGGGAGUCGAGGGCUAUACUGAUUUAUCUGGCCGAGAAGUACGACAAGGAUGGCUCCCUGUAUCCCAAGGAUCCCCAGCAGAGGGCCGUGAUCAAUCAGCGCCUGUUCUUCGAUUUGAGCACUCUGUACCAGAGCUACGUGUACUUCUACUAUCCCCAGUUGUUCGAGGAUGUCAAGAAGCCGGCUGAUCCCGAGAACCUCAAGAAGAUCGAUGAUGCCUUCGCUAUGUUCAAUACUCUGUUGAAGGGUCAGCAGUACGCCGCCCUCAACAAGUUGACUCUGGCCGAUUUUGCGCUCCUGGCCACCGUUUCCACUUUUGAAAUAUCGGAAUAUGAUUUUGGUAAAUAUCCGGAAGUGGUCAGGUGGUACGAGAAUGCCAAGAAAGUGAUACCCGGCUGGGAGGAGAACUGGGAGGGCUGCGAGUACUACAAGAAAUUGUAUCUGGGUGCGAUUUUGAACAAACAAUGACGGGGCUGUAAUAAAUAAUCUAAUCUGUAUCGGCCUGUUUGAAUAAAGAGUGAGACAUUGUGAAAUGACUCCAAGAGUAUGAUAAA
Molecule: messenger RNA, 862 nt
Organism: Drosophila mauritiana
Lineage: Eukaryota; Metazoa; Arthropoda; Insecta; Diptera; Drosophilidae
Gene: GstD9
Product: glutathione S-transferase 1-1
Exons: 2
Coding region: 120-776 (218 amino acids)
Biological process (GO): glutathione metabolic process
Molecular function (GO): glutathione transferase activity
Source: RefSeq, a predicted model, not a curated record